Prorocentrum cordatum is the source of this 324-nucleotide messenger RNA. The record is from the annotation of a GenBank genome assembly. NCBI's taxonomy places the organism in Eukaryota, Dinophyceae, Prorocentrales, Prorocentraceae.
AUGUCUUUGACCAUCAAGACGAACCUUGGAGUAUUGAAGGUGGAGUUAUUCUGUUCGCAAGUGCCGAAGGCGUGCAAGAACUUCUUGGCUCUCGCUGCGUCAGGUUAUUACAACGGCACCAACUUCCACCGCAACAUCAAGGGCUUCAUGCUGCAGGGAGGUGAUCCUACAGGUACUGGCAAAGGACCCGCUUCUCCGUGUGAGAAGUGCGCUCGAUGGUGCAGGGACGAAGGUGACGAUAUGAUGAUUGGGCGUUCUAUGCUCUCUGCGCCUGCAGCACCCAUUGUACCCUGGGGCCUCCGCAGAGCAGCCGGCCGCUGCUGA